This is a messenger RNA of Schistosoma spindalis, 4646 nucleotides long. The record is from the annotation of a GenBank genome assembly. Lineage: Eukaryota; Metazoa; Platyhelminthes; Trematoda; Strigeidida; Schistosomatidae.
AUUUAUAAUAAUUAUUAUUUUAAUAAUUACAAUAUGACUGAUCGUCAUCAUCAAUAUAAUAAUAACACUACUACUACUACUAAUAAUAAUAAUAAUAAUAAUAAUGAAAAACAUUCAGUUAUAGAUGGAAAUUGUACAAAAGAUGAUUGUAUAGCAUUUAGUAAUAUAAAAGAAAAUCGUACAUCUAAUACAAGUAUUUUUAUUGAUAAUAAACAUAAUAAAAAUAGUCAAAAUUCAUUUCAUUUAUGGAAUUCACAUAAAUAUAAUCAUAUAGACAUAUGGAGACCACGUAAUAGAUGGGAGUUUUGUUUUAUAUUUGCAGUGAUAAUUGUUGUAAUUUUAUUGAUUAUAUUUAUUAGUUUAUGGGGAGCUCAAUUGAUCGUUAAUCAGUAUAAACCUUGUUUAGAACCUACAUGUAUUAAAGUUGCUGCAGAAAUUCUUGGCAAUAUGGAUACAAGUGUAUCACCUUGUGAUGAUUUCUUUGCAUAUUCCUGCAAUGGGUGGAUAAAACAGAAUUAUAUACCACAAGGUCAUAAUUCUUGGUCUGUAAUGCGUAAACUAUCCAAAUAUGACGAACAUUUUACCAAAGAAUUACUUGAAAAUCGUUCGCAUAAAGACACUAGUCGUGGUUUCACUUUGGCACAAAUAUACUACAAUUCAUGUAUGAAUGAAUCUGUUAUUGAAAGUCGAAGAUUGACACCUCUUUAUGAUUAUAUAAAAAAAAUAUUUAAUGGUUGGUUAUUACUGCCGAUUGGGAAUCCAGCAGCCGGGGAACAAAAUGCUAAUCUUUUUCGUCCUGGCACAUUUGAUUUAACAGAUAUGUAUUUACCUCUGUUAAAGUAUUUAGGUGCAACACCAUUAUGCCGUAUUCUAGUUGGACAAGAUCAGAUGAACUCCUCUCGAUUUGUAAUAGAUCUUGUAGAAGGAUAUCUUAGUUUGCAAAGAGAAUAUUAUGUAAACGAUUCGUAUCCAGCUUAUUCAAAAAAAACUGAAGCAUUUCGUCGAUUUAUGAGGAAUUAUUCCCUCUUGUUAGGAGUACCAAACUCGUCGUUACAUGAAGUAGAUAAAAUUUAUGAAUUCGAAAAACAGAUUGCUUUGAGAACUGAAGACCGUAGUGAAAGAGACCCGGAGAAAAACUACGAACUUGUUACUCUACAAAAUUUAUCUUCUAUUUGUCCUGUGCUUAAUUGGACGAAAUUAUUUGACUAUAUAUAUGCACCACUAAACUUCAAGCUUUCUCAAGAUCAAGUGAUCGCAUUACAUGAUCGAACAUUCUUCAGAGAACGAUGUGCUUUAUACGAAGAAUAUUUGAAAACAGAGGCCGGUAUUAGAACUUUACACAAUACUGCUGUAUGGAAUUUUAUGUGGAGAACAGUCCCACGCAUGCCAAAAGAAGUUAAUGAAAUGUUGGAAGAAUACAGAGAAGCAGAACUAGGAUUGAAAGUUGAUCCAGAUCGCUGGCAGAUAUGCGUUAACGAAGUACAAGGUCCAUUCGGAAUGGUGAUUGGUAGACAUUUUGUCCACGAAAGGUUUAAUCAGAAAAGUAAAGAAGCGGCUACAGAAAUGAUAACUGAAAUUAAGACAGCAUUUAAAGAGAAUUUCGCUAGUGUUGAAUGGAUGCAAGAAGCUGAUAAGCUUAAAGCAAUUGAAAAGGUGGAUUCAAUGAAAGCUUCAGUUGGUUAUCCACAAAAUAUUGAUAAUAUAACAGACGAAAAUAAGGCGUUUUCAUAUUUUGUUGAUUUGAAUGAAUCAACUUAUUUUGAAAAUGCAUUAUAUUGUUCUGAAGCAUUGUUUCUUGAUAUUCUACGAGAACUGAUAAUCCAGGACCCAGAUAGAUGGUCUUUACCAGUUCAUAUUGUAAAUGCAUAUUAUAAAGAAAAUUCAAAUCACAUAUUUUUUCCUGCUGGUAUACUUCAAAGUCCAUUAUAUCAUCAUGAACAACCGUUAUCAUUAAAUUUUGGUGGAAUUGGUAUGGUUGUUGGACAUGAAAUAACUCAUGCUUUUGAUCAACAUGGUGCUAAAUUCGAUGCUAAAGGAAAUAUGCGAGAUUGGUGGAGUGCAGAAACAUUGUCAGCUUUCGAAAAAAAUUCACAAUGUAUGAUUGAUCAGUAUAGUAAUUAUUCAAUUCUUAAUACAAGUCUUAAUGGAAAAAUGACAUUAGGUGAAAACAUCGCUGAUAACGGAGGUCUUAAAGCAGCCUAUAAAGCAUUUAAAAAGUUGGAGGCCAAAUAUUCCGACAAACCUAUAUUGCCUGGUUUAAAUUUCACUCCAGAUCAGUUGUUUUUCAUUGGAUUUGCCCAGUUAUGGUGCAUUAAAAGCCUCCCUCAGUCAGUUCUAAAUACUGUGCUUUUUGAUGUUCAUACAGUGGAGCAGUACAGAGUAAUCGGUACCAUAACAAAUUCAGAAGAAUUUGCUAAAGUUUUCAACUGUCCUCCAGGAUCACCAAUGAAUCCUGUAAAGAAAUGUCAUGUUUGGUAAAUAUUAUUACUGAUUAUAAUUUUAAACAAAACGCUAUGUUUCUAUCCUAUUUUCCAUCCCAUUUCCAUUUUGGAUAAUUUGGGCAAUUUCACAUAAACAAUUCUUCAUCAGUAUUAUCACUAUCGUCUUUGUUGUUAAGAUGAUCUUUAUUGUUAUUAUCAUUAUUGUUAAUAUUCGUACAAUUUUUAUGCAAAUAAAUGAAACGUGAUUAAGCUCAAUUUCAAUACUUGAUAAUAAAUGUCUUUUAAUUAUGUCAAUAUAUUCCUAAGUAGAUGGAUGUGCUUGUGUGUGUAGUUCACUUUGAUUUUUUUUAUUAAGGGAAAAUAGAAACUUUCAACCUAAAUGUAUUCAUAUGGUUAUAUACUCUUAUAUCUGUAAAUGUUAAUGUGCUUAUUUGUAUGGAAUAUAUGUGUAUGUGUAAACUCAUUUACAAUCAUACAUGAAGAUCUUUAUCAAUCGACAAUUUUUAUGAAACUAAUCAGCAUUGAAUUUGUGAUCUUACAUAAUCGUUUGUAAUUUCCAAGAUUUUUCAUUGUGAUUAAUAAUCAGAUUAUUAAUGGAUAUAAUUUUUAUUCUCUUUUUUUUCAUUUUUCUUUCUUUCGUUAGUUUUUUUUCAGUCUUUUUUUAAUUACGUGAUUAAACUUUAAAAAAAAUAUUCAUUCGCUUCACUUAUAUUUCUUUUAUGCUUUUUUUGUAUUCUUCUGUGAAUAUUUUGUGCCUGACUUUGAAAUGAAUAAAGAGGGAAACAGGAGAGAAAACACAGUAAAACGAUCUAUUUUACUAAAGUUCUUAUCAUUACACAUUUAAAAAACACCUAAUAUUUGUAUUACAGUGUAUUCAACAUGUUUUUUUUUAUUUAUUGUCCAAGCAUAAAAUGUUUUUUUUUUAAAGGAAUAAUGCAAUGGCAUAUAUAUGUGGUGCAGUUUUCUGUUUAAUGAUGAAUAAUGUAUUUAAUAGUCAUUGUGAUUUUAUCCUCAUUAUUACCGUUUGAUUUUUCAGUUAUGUGGAAAUCUGUUGAGUUAACCAAUAACAUUUUUUGUUGAAGUUCAAUUUGUAUUCGUCAUCGUAUGUUACAUUUGUUUAAACAUAUGAUAAAUCUUGGUUCAUCAUCAGACCUAAGAGAGUCUAUAACUCUGACUCAUAACAGAUUAGCUAGUGUUUUAUGAAUUCAAUAAACGUUAAGAAAACAUAUAGGCAGUGUCAACUUCUUAAUAAUUUAACGAUAAACGUAUAGGAAUAUCUUAAAGUGUGUAAAUACUAGUGAAAUAAAACAUGUCAUGUUUUAUAGUAAAGCUUGAUAUGGUUGAAAGUAAUGCUAGAGUUCUUUGAGCUUGGAUGAAUACUAUAAACAUAUUACAUAAUUUGUAAAUAGAGAAAUUCAGGUCGACAUCCUAUUUUUUUCUAUAAAGUUAAUAACCAAUUUAUUAAGUCAGUCCAGUGAAUAUUGUUAAGGAUGUAAAACAAAGAAAAUAUUCUUGGUAAACACCCGUUUUCAUGAUACAUAUACAAAGUAAUUUCGGUAGAUAGAAAGCCAUUUGAGUUAGCGUUAUCGGAUUUCAAAUGAGUUAUGAUUUAUAAAGAUUUUAAAAACGAUGUACCGUUAUAGUCUUUCAUAUAACCAUAGUGACCAUGUAACUUGAAUAAACUAAGAACAAAGUGUAGAUACUUUAUGUUAGAGAAGUCAGAAAUAAAGUGAGAUAGAAUAAUAUUAAGAGACUAUAAUACGAGAAGAUAGAUUAUGCAAUACAUAGACUAGUUGAGUAAAUCUCAGUAGUAAGAAUUAAGAUAUUAGAUUAUGUAGACUAUGUAAAAAUGAAAACAAAAUCUUACAUAAUAAUCCCAUGAAAAAUAAGGUCAUCAGGGUAAACAUUUCUGUUUCUAUACUUUUCUAGAAUAUUCAUACAUUUAACCUAUAAAUAAGCGAACAUUUAAACAAUUUUAAUUCUUCCGUAUUAUAAUCUCUUAAUAUUAUUCUAUCUCCAUAUUUUGACUCAGUUUAUUUCAGACGUUUCUGAUCUAACGUAUGUACAUUUACUUUGUUUUAAUGAAUAAAACUAUAGUUUUGGGUUGUAAGCAGCUGAAGAGAAUUCAUAAAACCAACGAAAUUCAUAUUGUACUGCUAAGAUAUUUGUUCAUUCUUCAUUCAAGUUAAUAUAGUUUUACUGAAA